Messenger RNA from Schistocerca nitens (vagrant locust), 2057 nucleotides. Its product is annotated as organic solute transporter alpha-like protein. The transcript has 7 exons. The record is from RefSeq and is a predicted model, not a curated record. Gene Ontology annotation, biological process: transport. Bases 550 to 1683 code for a protein of 377 amino acids. NCBI's taxonomy places the organism in Eukaryota, Metazoa, Arthropoda, Insecta, Orthoptera, Acrididae. Gene Ontology annotation, molecular function: transporter activity.
GUGAAGUGGAGGCGGCGGUGUCGCGAGCUAUCAGUCAGCAGAGAGCGAGAUUAGCGGACGGGUCGACUCCCGGAUCUGUUACUGGGUCAGUACCAACCCUGGCGUUCUCCAUCACUGCACACCUUCCUGUUACACGACCAAAUGAAGGAAACGGCUCAGAGCAGAAGACUGAUAUCUGGGACCCCUGCCUCAUUCUUCGAGCGUUUAGACAUGUGAAUUAAGUGAACGGCUCAACACGCGGAUAUAUUUGGAAGCAGAAAGUAGGAAAUGAUACGGCUUGGAGGAGUAUCUCAGAGAAUACUGGAAUAAUACGUUUGCUGGUUGCAGACAACAGUCCAUUCAGUGGCAAAGUCUGGCUCUCUGAACUCGCUGAUCUCCUGGAGAUCCAUCCGUGCUCAGUCAUAUCCUGGAUAUUCGUCACUCAUAGAUUCAUCCGUACUGGUGGUGCGAACUGGGAAACGUACCGUCAGUGUGAGGUCCGCCCAUGGUAAGGAACGAUAGCAGAGGUGUGCUGAUAUCCUGACAGAGUCGGUACCGACGGAACCCAAAAUGCAGUACACGAUACCCGAGCGUGGAGACCUGAGGACGGAGAUUGAGUCGCUCUUCGCCAGCUUCACCAGGGACGUCGACCUCAUCACCGUCAACGUCACCGACUGCACCAACGUCGAGAUACCGUCCACACACCAGUACUACGCCAAGCCCCACGCGGCCAUCAUAUCCGCCAUCGUGAUCUGCACGCUGGCCGUGACUGCGGUGUACGCCAUCUACGGCAACACGAUGCACUACGUAAGGCGACACGUCCCGCGUGUCCUCAGGGGGUACACUGCCUUCGUCAUCUCCUUAUACCCGGUGUCAGCCACCAUCACGUACCUGGCAGUGCUGGUGCCCCGCGCGCACUUCCUGGUGCAGGUGGUCACGCAGGGCAUGUUCGUGGUGUGCCUUUACCAGAUGUUCUCGCUGUUGGUGGCCUACCUGGGCGGCGAGGAGGAGUUGUCCCUGCGGCUGUCCACAGCCACCAUACAGCCAGUCACGGGGCCCUGCUGCUGUUUCCCGUGCUGCCGCUACUGCUGCAAGCCCAUCCCCGUCACCAGGAAAAGUGUGUCGCGACUACGUCUGCUGGUGUUCCAGCUGCCCCUGGUGCAGUGGCUGCUGUACGUCAUCAUUUUCGUCAUGGUUGCUGAGGACAAGGGGACGUACACCAAAGUGCUCCCGUACCUGCAGCCGCUCUUCGUGGGCUCCAUGAUGCUGGCCGUGUGGGGCACCAACAUGACGAUCCGGGUGCUCAACACCAUCCUGAGCGACUUCAAGGCGACGGCCAAGUUCAUGUCCCUGCAGCUCAUCGUCAUCCUGGACGUGCUGCAGACCUCGAUAGCGAAUCUCAUAGCCAAGAACGUGCCGUGCACCGUCCCGCUGACGCCCACUAUGUGGGCCAACUUGGUUGUGUCGACGCUGGUGCUGGUGGAGAUGGUUCCACUGAGUCUUUGGGCCCGUUCGCUCUACUGCCGUCCCACGCCACCCAUUACAGCGCUUGUGGUUCGCCAUGGGAACACGUCCAGCGGUCCAGAAUCUAAUGGGCACAUCGAGCCCAUACCCACGUACAGGAGCUGUGUCAUCCUGACUGAGGACUUGCCGCCUGUUCGCAGCGUGAGCAUGGAUGGGGUCGACUCAUCAUCCACGGCCUAGAUACUUCCAGCGACCAAUCUGUUUUUGGUUCCAUCGUCAACGAUGGUGAGGCAGACGAGUGAUCAGUCACAAAGGGCAAAAGUUCCAGUGUUCUAAGUGUAACAUAAAAUCUGUGAUUUUGUCCAAUAUUGGGGAACAGUUGUACACUUCAGUGUGCAGUGCACUCUGACAGAAACAUUAUUACUCCUGGAGAACCAUUCUAACUAUGUUAAUAAACUGAAAUGUGACCUUCAGCAUUGUAUUAGCAUUUCAAAACAAAUAAGAGAUUAGAAGCACUGCCUACAAUUAAUCAUAAUGCAAAAAUAUCAGAGAUGAUCCUUAUUGUCAUGCUGAUCACUUGUGAUAGGACUAAUAAUUUUUUUAUUGUUAUUAUU